Messenger RNA from Glarea lozoyensis ATCC 20868, 1245 nucleotides. RefSeq lists its product as uncharacterized. NCBI's taxonomy places the organism in Eukaryota, Fungi, Ascomycota, Leotiomycetes, Helotiales, Helotiaceae. The transcript has a single exon. The record is from RefSeq and is a predicted model, not a curated record. The coding region runs from base 1 to 1245 and encodes 414 amino acids.
AUGGAUUUCCAGCAGAACGAUCUGACGACCAGUGGUCAGAUACCUCCAAUGGCUACAUUCAAUACGAUGAACAACCCGAAUACUGCCUUUCCCAAUUCGGAAUAUACCGAAGCACCCGGUAUUCCGUUCAAUGGAGGACUGGGUCAAAAUUCUUACAACAAUAUGGCACCUCCACUUCUGCCACCGGCCACACAAAUGUCUGCUAGCUCUUCUUGGGGUCAAUAUUCAGCUGACAGUGUCUACACGAGUACACCUUAUUCUCAACCACACCGUUCUCAUAGCUCUGUGUCGCAAUCUUCUGGGAAGCGCUCUCGGGCUGUUCACUUCAAUGACAAUGAUAUUGAGUCUAAUAGGCGAUCGUCUGAGGGGCAUUCUGAAGGAGAUGAAUAUUACCAGAACGACAAUGAUGACAGCAGUGUUCUCUAUGAUGAUUAUGAAAGGAGUACGAACAACGACGAUACUGAAUCCGAAGAGGGCCAAGCUAGUCGCAAUCGAUCUUCACGCAAAGACGACGUGUCGUGCCCACCUCUUUUUACAUCCGCUACCUUCGAAGGUUUGUCCAAAGACUUUGAAUCUGGUGCUCGUCCUCGCCCAAAAACACAACAACGUGUCGAUAGCCCUAGUGCGACAACUGCCUCAAUUGCAGAAAGUAGUGACCUUCCACUCUUAGAUUCUCGAUGGAGUGGAGGCGUUCUACAUAACACCUAUGGUAUCCAAGGCAACGAUCGUCGUGAUACGAAUAAAGCACCAGAGUUCAUCAAUGAGGACGAUGUCACCGACGAAUGGCUCGAAAAGCGAGGAAAACAACGGAGCGCGCCUCAAGGGUCAGGAAGAAAGAUACCGAAACGAACUUGUGGUGCCAAUGACCCCGAAAACAUCGCGAUUGUCAACUUGCGCGAGCAGAACGAUAUGUCUUUUCAAGAGAUUACCAAAGUUAUGAACGAACGUCGGACAAAGAAGGGAAGGGAUCCACGGCUUACCAGUACUGGCGUCGCUAAUCGCUACAACCGUACGGCACCUCUACUUUUUGCUGCUAUUGGCAUGAAAUUCGUUCCGUUGAGUCAGAGAAAGAAAGGAUAUCAAUAUUCUGAGAUUCAUUGGACACCGGAGAUGAAUAAGACUCUUUUGCGUGCUGUGAAAAGCGUAGAAGCUUCGAAAUGGGAUCAAGUUGCCGAAACGUUCAAUGCUGAGACGGGAUUGAAGAUGGAUGCCGCUACAAUUGCCGCGAAGUUUAUUACGUUUUGA